Kluyveromyces lactis is the source of this 1803-nucleotide messenger RNA. RefSeq names its product Signal recognition particle receptor subunit alpha (gene SRP101). The coding region runs from base 1 to 1803 and encodes 600 amino acids. The record is from RefSeq and is a predicted model, not a curated record. Gene Ontology annotation, molecular function: GTPase activity; ATP hydrolysis activity; protein binding. Gene Ontology annotation, cellular component: signal recognition particle receptor complex; endoplasmic reticulum membrane. The transcript has a single exon. Gene Ontology annotation, biological process: SRP-dependent cotranslational protein targeting to membrane. Lineage: Eukaryota; Fungi; Ascomycota; Saccharomycetes; Saccharomycetales; Saccharomycetaceae.
AUGAUCGAUCAAUUCGCAGUCUUUACGCCAGCAGGUAAUCUUCUUUAUGGCUAUAAUUCGUUAAACAAAAAGUUCUCUGAAACUCAAAUCAAUAGAUUUGUCUCUGAGUUUAUCAGCCAGCCGGUGAAGGAUGUGACUUCCAAAUUUCCUAUUAUAUCCACGUCAGAUACUAGUUACAUGUAUCAUGAAACAAAGCAGCCACAUCUGUUUCUCGUUGUAUCGUUUGCGUCGUCAGAAUCCAUUCAAUUAACGGCUGAAGCAGAAUCUGUGGUUGUUCUUGCAACUAAGCUAUGGGAAUCGUUAGGUUUGAAUGAGGUGAUUCUUGACAACAUUUCUGGGAAAGGAAAGAAAAAUGUUCACAACUUUAGGUUCAUCACUGAAGGUGCUUCAGAUCAAAUAUCAAAGUUCGGAUCUUAUUUCGAAGUUAAAUACGAUGAAAUGAAAAAGACCUCUCAACAGAAAGGAAAGAAACAUACCGCAAACUAUAACAAGCAAGUACCUGUCUCUGCUGCAAAUAAAGGGAAACAGAGUAGCAAGGGUAAGAAGGAGAACAGCCAAAUUAAAGCCAGAAAAUGGGGUAGGGAUGGACUUUUAGAAGAAACUGCAGCAAUGGACGAAUCGUUAGAUUUCUCUGAAGGCAAUAGAACUGCUUCACCACCUAUCGCAAUUGGGUCUGAUUUAGAAUCUGAUAUGCGCAAUGGUUCUCAGUUCGGUAAACAAAACGAUAAAGGAGAAUUUUUAAUUAAUGAGAUAGACGAAUUACUUGCAUCAAAUAAAGAGAAGUCAAAGGCGAAGCCAACAACUUCGUCUCCAUUUUCCUUCUUACAGAAGCAUAUCUUAGGUAACAAGACCAUAUCAGAGGAAGAUUUAAAAACGGUUUUGGAUUCCCUAAAACAAAAGCUAAUUUCCAAAAAUGUUGCUCCUGAAGUUGCCGAUCAUUUAUGCAAUCAGGUUUCGAAAGAUUUAAUUGGUUCUAAGACCGAAAAUUGGACCAGUGUUGACCAAACUGCCAGAGAAUCUCUACAAAAGUGUUUAUCUUCUAUCCUAACACCUAGUGUUUCCGUCGAUCUUUUGCAUGAGAUCCAGAAAAGGAUAAACAAAAAGGACUCAUCUGGGCUAAAUGACCCUUAUGUAUUUUCUGUCGUUGGUGUCAAUGGUGUGGGAAAAUCAACAAAUUUAUCAAAACUUGCUUUUUGGUUAUUGAAGAACAACUUAAAAGUCCUUAUUGUGGCGUGUGACACAUUUAGAUCUGGUGCUGUGGAACAGCUUAGGGUUCACGUAGAAAAUUUAGCACAACUAACUGAUCAUAACCACGUCAGAGGUACGAAGAAUAGAAGAGGCAAAACUGGUAACGAAUAUGUAGAGCUCUUUGAAGGAGGGUAUGGUGGUUCUAAUCUUGUUACCAAAAUCGCCAAACAGGCUAUCAAAUACGCAAAAACUGAACAUUUUGACGUUGUUUUAAUGGAUACCGCAGGAAGAAGACAUAACGACGCUACACUAAUGUCUCCACUAAAAUCUUUCGCAGAACAAGCUAACCCAGAUAAAAUUAUCAUGGUAGGUGAGGCUUUAGUGGGAACAGAUUCGGUGCAGCAGGCUCAUAAUUUCAAUCAAGCGUUCGGAAAAGAGAGAAAUUUAGAUUUCUUCAUUAUUUCCAAGUGUGAUACUGUGGGUGAGCUUCUAGGUACGAUGGUCAACAUGGUUUACGCUACAAGCAUACCUAUUCUAUUUAUCGGAGUGGGUCAAACAUAUACUGAUCUUAGAACUUUGAGUGUUGAAUGGGCGGUAAACAGUUUGUUAUCUUAA